Molecule: messenger RNA, 243 nt
Organism: Necator americanus (New World hookworm)
Lineage: Eukaryota; Metazoa; Nematoda; Chromadorea; Rhabditida; Ancylostomatidae
Exons: 2
Coding region: 1-243 (80 amino acids)
Source: RefSeq, a predicted model, not a curated record
AUGUUUCUCAAAUGGGUCAUGCUACUUCCGUUUUCCUUGGCAGCCAUAUGUCCCUUAGAGCACCACCAAGUCUGCAACGUAAUCAAGAAAGAGCAUGACCACAGUGCGCAAAACAAACAUCGAUGCACCUGUGCUAUUACUCCCCUAUCGGCAGAUAAUAUCAUUCUGUCGGACCUCUCACUUAAUGUCGAUGAUGAUGCCAUUGUGGAAUGUCGAAACACUGAUGGAGAAGCUGUUGCGUAG